AUUUCCGGCCCAGCCCGGGGAGGCGGUUCAUUGUUUCUGUGCGGCUUUCGGGUUGAGGGCUCGGGAGCUAGGGUUCCGCCUUGGGGCUCCGUCGUAGCACGAGGGUCAGGCAAGCGUCACGCGGAGGUCAGUUUCCCAGACAAGCACGGCGCGACGGGAUCACGAGCCCCGGAAGCCGCUGUCCAGUUCAGGUCUCUGAGGAAGGCCAGGGUGACGGUGGCUCCUCUUUUUCAAGAUGGACUUCCCCAGCUCCCUCCCACCCUCGUUGUUCAUGACCGGCCCCCUUGGUCAGAGUGAUGUCCCUGACCUGUCAUUCAUGUGCAGCUGGAGAGAUGCGCUGACCCUGCCAGCGUCCUCGCCCCAAGGCUCUCAGGACAGGGCGCCACCUGUGGCCAAGGACCUGCUCUGGGAGCCGGACACGCCUGGGCCCCUGCCCUUGCUGCCUCCUGGCCCCGAUCCCUGGGACCCUGGCCUGACUGCCAAAGAUCUGCUUUUCCGGGGAGGCUACCAGUUCCGGAGACAUCCCCGAGCCGUGCUGGAUGUUACUGAGCAGGUCAGCCGGUUCUUGUGGAACCAUGGAGACAUAGCCUUUGCACCCCUGGGGAGGCUACUGCUGGAGAAUUUCAAACUGGAAGGAGCACAUAGCCGCUCUAAGACGAAGACAGUGGUCAGUGUGAAGAGGCUACUCCAGGACCUCGGUGGACACCAGCCCUGGGGCUGUCCCUGGGCUUACCUCAGCCAGCGCCAGCGCCGGUUCUCCAUCCUUGGGGCCCCGAUCCUGAGCACGUCGGUGGCGAGCCUCCUGGGAGAGCUGCUGCAUGAGGAGCUGGCCCUGCGCUGGGAGCAGCUGCUCCUGGAUGAUGUCUACACUGGGGGCGCGCUGGCUUGGGUGCCCGGCAGGACCCACGGGGCUGGGCAGCUGGUCUACCCCGUGGGCAGCACCAUGGACACACUGCGUAUCCUCCCUCGCUGGGCACAGGCCAGGGACGGGCAGGGAGUUGUGGGCCUCGAGUGGCCGGAGUCCAUAAACUUGUCCUUAGCAAGAUGCCCAGGUUUCCAGAAGGUCAGUCUGACCCCAGAGAGCGAGCCCCAGGUUCUCAGAGACCCUGGCCGUAUCCAGCUCCGGGGACCUGUCCGGCAGGUGGUGACCCGCAGCGUGCAGGGAGAAGCUCUGCUGGCUGUCCGCUCUGACCACCACUGUGCCCUGUGGAAGGUCAGUACGCAGGGGCAGCCGGCCCCUCUCCAGGUGCUGCAGGUGGACAAGGGGGCCACAGGGAUCAGCCUCAGCCCUCACCUGCCCGGAGAGAUGGUCAUCUGCAGCCGCUCCGGAGCCGUCUGUCUGUGGAGCACCGAAGAUGGGCUGCGGCAAAUCUACAAGGACCCUGAGACCCUGGUGUUCCGGGACCCCUCUCCCUGGCGCUGGGCAGACUUCACUGCCCACCCUCGAGUGCUGACGGUGGGUGACCGCACCGGAGUGAAGAUGGUGGACACUCAGGGCCCGCCAGGCUGUGGUCUGCUGCUCUUUCGUGGAGGGGCAGAGGCGUCAUGCCAGAAAGGAGAGCGGGUCCUGCUCACCCAGCACCUGGGGGAUCUUGGCCCCGAGUCUCUGCACCCCAUGCUCCACCUUGUCUGCACCCAGUUCUCCGUCUACCUGGUGGAUGAGCGCCUCCCCUUGGUGCCCUUGUUCAAGUGGAACCACGGCCUCCGCUCCGCACCUCUGCUGGCCCGGCUGCUGCCCCCACUGCGCCCGGGCCUCCCCCAGCCGCUGCUCCUGGCCAGCCAGGGCGGGGAGCUGCAGCUGCUGCACCUCGCAGGAGCGGGGGCCUCCACGCCCCGGCUGGCAGGGCUCCCCCAGUCUCUCCCCACCAGGAGCGACUCCCUCUCUGCCUUCCCCCUGCUGGAGCCCAAGAGUCACCGGAGGCUGCAGGAGCGUCUGAAAGCACCCACCAUAGGUCUGGCCGCUGUCAUCCCACCCCCCGCCUCCACACCAGUGCUGUCGCUCUUCCAGCUGUCCGCGGCCGGAGACGUCUUCUACCAGCAUCUCCACCUCCAGGCAGACCCCGGGCCCAACGCUCAUGCCCCUGCAGCUUCCUGGACACCCCAGGCCACUGCCUGCUGCAGCCGGUGGCUGAAGGCCCUGCUGGAGGUGCCCCUGGCUCCCCCGGUGUGGGCAGCACCCACCUUCUCCCACCGCCGGCUGCUGGGUGGCUUCGAGCCUCAGAAGGUGGAGGGGCCGGUGCCCGAGGGUCUCCGCAGGGCCAUGGCCCAGGGGCGGCUGCUGCAGCAGAGGGACCUGGGCUUGGUCCCCCCGGAGGAGCGGCCCCCUGCCCCCGAGCCUGGCCCCGAGGACGAGCUCAGCGAGCGUCUGGAGGCAGCCUGGGAGUUCGGGGCGGCGGCCUGGUGGGAGAGGCGGCGGGGCAGCCGCGCGGGGCCUGGGAAGCAGCCCAAGCGGCAGAAGCGGCGGACUCAGCUGUCGAGCACCUUCUCCUCCCUCAGUGGCCGCGUGGACCUCUCGGACGCUGCCAGCCCCCCGCCCAGCCCAGACCGCAUGGUGCCCGAGGCCAGGCCCCAGCCCCCAAGGACCCCGCCCUCCCAGGAGCUUACCCAGGAGCCCUGGGCCCAGGGCGUCCCCUCGGAGCGGCAGCAGACCCUCCGGGACUACAUGGCUGAGCUGCCGCUCCACGCAGACACCCCCGGAGGGGCCUCUACACUCUCCUCCCAGACCCCCAGCGUCCAGGCCACACCCUUGGGGCAGCACACCCCCCAGGUUGGCACGUUCCAGCAGCUGCCCCGAGGGGACACCCCAGAGGGCGCUACCCUCCCCUCCUCCCAGACCCCCAGCAUCCGGGCCACACCCUCCAGGCAGCACACCCCCCAGGACAGCAUGGUCCAGCAGCUGCCCCAAGGGGACACCCCAGAGGGCGCCACCCCGCCUUCCUCCCAGACACCCAGCAUCCUGGCCACACGCUCUGGCUCUCAGCGGCUCCGGAAGAAGCCCCGCAUGGGCUUCUGAGGCCCGGGGAGGUUGCCAGCUCCAGGAGCCUGCCAUCCUCGAUAAGCUGCGUCUUUCGUGGUUGAAACAGGAAUCAGAGAACAGUCCCCAGGGAGCAGACCUCCUGCUUCUGGAAGGCCUUCGUGACUGGGAGACGCUCGUAAGCAGUCUGGAGCCAUGUCGGGGGAAGGACGACAGCAAAGUAGUCCUUUAUCCCAUAGGUCACGGUCUUGGGGCACGUGGUGGAGCCCUGGCAGCCCUGUCCUGAAGGUCGGUGUCGCUGGGAUCCCUUCUGGCCAACAGGGUCAUGCUGGAGGCAGGGGCUGCAGGCGCGCUCGGGACCCCAGUGACCUCGGGGCCAGAGCCGUGGCUCCUCGGCACUGUGGGUGAUGGUGAAAUGAGCUCCCCAGCCGGCCCGCGCUCACUGGGUGUCAGUGGUUUGUGGUCAGUGUCUGUGUGACGUGGUUCCUAGCACAAUCUAACGUGGAGAGGGAGGUGCUUUGGACCCAUGUUAGGGGUUGAAUAAACCCAUUGCUGAGCCUGGUGUU
Cervus elaphus (red deer) is the source of this 3540-nucleotide messenger RNA. RefSeq names its product TATA-box binding protein associated factor, RNA polymerase I subunit C (gene TAF1C). The record is from RefSeq and is a predicted model, not a curated record. Gene Ontology annotation, cellular component: fibrillar center. Lineage: Eukaryota; Metazoa; Chordata; Mammalia; Artiodactyla; Cervidae. Gene Ontology annotation, biological process: transcription by RNA polymerase I. The coding region runs from base 236 to 3013 and encodes 925 amino acids. The transcript has 14 exons. Gene Ontology annotation, molecular function: protein binding; RNA polymerase I core promoter sequence-specific DNA binding.